AUGGAGAAGAGAACGGAAUUGCUUGAGGUAGAGGAUCGUCUUCGAGUUAAAAUUGCUACGUAUUACCUUCAAGACGCUGCUGGUCAUUGGUGGACAAUGACCAAAACGAAGGAAGGGAUGCAGAACCUUACUUGGAAUGAAUUCAAAGAACUUUUCUUCCAAAAGUUCUUUCAUGUAGCUUUAAAAAAUGCCAAGAUAAUGGAAUUCAUACAGUUGGAUCAGGAGAAGGAGGGCUUGUCCGUUUUGAGGUAUGAUAUGAGGUUCGAUGAGCUAUCUCGAUAUGCUACUGAUAUGGUGAAAACUGAGCACUUGAAGGCAAUUAAGUACCAAAAGGGGAUGCUGCCAGAUAUUCGUUUGAAGCUUGCACAACAAAUGCUCACGAGUCGUAAUGAAAUAUUUGAGAGGGCCUUGAUUAUUGAGACAGCCUACAAAGAGUUUCGAGAACGGAAGGAUCGAAAGAGAAAUAAGUUUAAAAACAUAAAUGAGCCUCCUAAGAAGCCAAGGCAAGAUAAUGCACCGAAGAGAGGAUACGUGGUUCACAACAAUAAUGUGCAAGAAAAGACUUGUUAUGAGUGCCGCAAGCCUGGACACCUUCGUAGGAUUUUUCCUCUUCUUAACAAACAAAGGUCUCGACACAGUAAUCGUGGUAACAACGCUCCACAGAACAAGCCUAAUCAAGCGAGACCAGCACCACCGACUAAUCAACAAGGAAAGGCGUUUGCAACAGUAAAGACUAAGGGAGAUGCCGACAAUGCUGUAGUUGAAGGUACACUUCUUUUAUUCAAUUCUUGGGUUAAUGUUUUAUUCGAUCUGGGUGCUACUCAUUCCUUUAUCUCUGAUCGGGUUGUUUUACGUUUGGAUUUGCAUUCUGAACCAUUAGAGAAAAUGUUUCAUGUGAUAACACCAGUUGCAAGUGUUAGUCUAGGUCGUAUUUUCCAGUCUUCUAUAGUUCGGGUUGGUGAUCAAGAACUAUCAGGAGACCUUAUUGUCUUAGGAAUGACAUCGUUUGAUGUUAUUUUAGGCAUGGAUUGGCUUGGGAAAUAUCGAGCCUUAGUGGAUUGUUUUAGGAAAAGGGUAACUUUUCUUUCCAAGGAUGGUGUAUCCUUUUGUUUUGAUGCUGUAAGGUAUUCUCCUGACUUCGUUACUAGUAUUAUUUUGUGUGGUAUACAAUCAAAGUUGUGUCGUAGUCUUAACUUCUUAGCUCAUAUGGGUAGUGACAGUAAGUCUAGUGGGGUUACUAUUGAGGAAAUUCCAAUAGUUAGAGAUUAUGUUGAUGUUUUUCCUGAUGACUUACCGGGAAUACCGCCGAAGCGUGAAGUUGAGUUUACAAUUGAUCUUCUUCCGGGGACGACACCAAUUUCAGUUACGCUGUACCGUAUGGCACCGACAGAACUCAAGGAACUCGACAAGCAACUGUCAGAAUUACAAGAGAAGGGUUUUAUUCAAACUAGUACUUCUCCUUGGGGCGCACCUGUUCUCUUUGUAAAGAACAAAGAUGGGUAUCUUCGUUUGUGUAUUGAUUACCGCAAGUUAAAUGUUGUUACUGUGAAGAAUAUAUAUCCACUACCAAGAAUAAUUGACUUGUUCAAUCAACUUAAGGGAGCAAAAUUCUUCUCAAAGAUUGAUUUGAGAACUAGUUAUCACCAACUUCUGAUUCGAUAUGAAGAUAUACCCAAGACUGCUUUCCGAACACGAUAUGGACACUUUGAAUUUUGUGUCAUGCCCUUCGGAUUUACUAAUACUCCAGCUGCUUUCAUGGAUUUGAUGCAUCGUGUAUUUCGACCCUUCUUGGAUAAAUUCAUUAUGGUAUUCAUAGAUGGCGUUUUGAUUUAUUCCAAGACCAAAGAGGAGCAUGUUGAACAUCUGCGUAUUACCAUGGAAAAUUUAAGGAAUCACCAGCUGUAUGACAGAUUUAACAAGUGCGAAUUUUGGAUUCAAGAAGUGCAAUUUUUGGGUCGUGUAGUAACUAAGGAUGGAAUACGUGUGGAUCCAGUUAAGAUUGAAGUUGUACUCAAAUAG
Papaver somniferum (opium poppy) is the source of this 2019-nucleotide messenger RNA. RefSeq lists its product as uncharacterized. The transcript has a single exon. Bases 1 to 2019 code for a protein of 672 amino acids. Lineage: Eukaryota; Viridiplantae; Streptophyta; Magnoliopsida; Ranunculales; Papaveraceae. The record is from RefSeq and is a predicted model, not a curated record.